UUGAUUUAUUUCGUUUAGCCGUGUUCGCAUUUUAAAUGACGCGGUAACAAAUUCAGUGUUGUUAAGUGUGAAAAAAUUAUUCGACUCGUAUUGCAACACUUGACAUUGUUUACGUUUCGGCAUUGUCCGCGUUUUUUAUUUGGCGCUGAAAGAUUUAUAAAAUGGAUCUAAAUACAUUGCUGCAGCGUGCUGAAAGCCUAACGAAGGAAAAGAAUGACUGCGAACUGCCCGGCGUGGAAAGAACACUCCAUCAGGUGUUGCAAGCCACAGAGGAACUGCACAGGCGUGUCACCAAGACCGGCACCAAAGAAAUCCAAGCUCAAAUAUUGCUUGGCUCCAAGGGUAUUGAUCUGCCGAAAUUGAACCAAAAGCUGCAGACACUCAGCGCGAGUAAGACUUUUGAGCCCCUGGAUAUAGCUGGCGCGGAGACAGAUGUUUGCACGUUCCUAAAAAACGAACGUGAAAAUGCAAUAUUGUCUGUCAUAGAAGAUACUAAUAGAAAUAUCAGUGACUCGGUUAGCAAGCAGAAAUGGGUAAAUUUAAUAAGCUCCUGGAACGAGGAAAAAACACGUUUACUUGAUGCAUUGAUUGGACCGUCGCAGAAUUUUAUUGACUUGCAGCGGUUGCCCGAUCACACGAUCCUGAAUCCAGAAUGCCUGCCUCUCUCCUGUCUCGAUAAGAUGGGUCUAAUAUAUGCACAGGAGCUGUGCCAGUACAAUGCCCUCAUACUCAAGGGCGAACCUCGUCCAAAUCUAGUGCAGAAAUAUGCACAGUUGACCAGCAGUUUUGAAGAUGCGCGUCUUACCGACAUAUGGAUGCUACUUUCGAACGUAACUCAGGUGAGCGAAGUUCAUUGUCAGGGCGAUCCCAUCAAGAAUCGCCACCGGCCAGAGUUUGUACUGAACGCCAAAUUGCAUCUGGAGCGACGCUACAGAGUCUACAUCAAAUCAUUGGUGAACAUGGCCAGCGAUAUCGAUAGCUAUCAAUUGGUGAGAGCCUAUGUAAAUCGUUGCUUUAGUGGUCAACAAGUUAUCGGCCUGGUGGACACAGCUGGCGGGAAGCCCCUUUGGCCACUCAUUUAUUAUAGCUUACGCUGCGGCGCUGUUGAUACGGCUGUGGAUUUCUUACGCGAAGCCGGCUCCAGCUAUGAUGAAUUUGCUCAACUGAUUGCAGAUCGAAAUGGAGGAGUGGUCAACUCCAAGAUAGAGAGUCAACUGAAACUGCAGUACGCCAACAAAAUACGCAACUCCACUGAUGCAUAUAAGAAGGCUGUCUAUUGCAUCCUGCUUGGCUGCGACGCUAACGAGGUUCACGGCGAGGUGGCUAAAACAAUUGACGACUUUAUCUGGAUCAGAUUGUCUAUGCUGCACCCCGGCGACUCAGCAGGCUAUGGCCAGCUCCAAACCUUGAUUAUAGAUAACUAUGGCGAGAAGUAUUUCAAUGCUAGCCAGCAACCACAUCUGUAUUUCCAAGCGUUGGCACUCACUGGCCAGUUCGAAGCAGCAAUUGAAUUCCUGGCUCGCUCAGAUGUUAAUCGAGUACAUGCUGUGCACAUGGCGAUAGCUCUGCAUGAGCUGGGCAUGCUAGGUGGCGUACGAAGCGUUUCUCAACCUCUGCUCACUAUUGACAUAUCAGAUCCCACGCCGCUGCGUCGUCUUAAUUUGGCGCGGCUCAUUCGUCUAUAUGUGCAUCGCUUUGAGGCAAUGGACACUGCCGAGGCACUUCACUACUACUUCACACUGCGCAACCUGAACGAUCCCAAGGGACGCAACAUGUUUCUGAGAUGUGUUUGUGACUUGGUCGUUGACAGCGGUGUGCUGGACACCAGCAUAUUUGAUUUAAUAUUUGGACAGCGACAGCGAGAAGGUGUUGAUGAUGUUACAUUAUUGGGAGGCCUGUUUGGACAGUUCAGCUGCACAGAGUUCGAUACGCAUACAAUGGCUGGCCUGGUGGCUGAUGAAAUGGUGACGCGUGGCAACUUUGAGAUGGCGAUACGUCUCUAUGACAUUGCUGGCAAUCUAAAUCUGGCAUUGAAGUAUACUUCGAUACUGUUGGCGCAGGUGGUGCAGCAGCCCCCAGCGCAGGGUACACUGCGAGCGCGACUGAGCCUAGAAGCCAAGCGCUUUAGCACGCAGCUAACUGCUGCACGUUCCUCGGAUAUUGAGCCAAAGGUAUUUGUGAGCUUUACGUUGUUGCGUGAUUUGCUCAAGUUCUUUGACGACUAUCACGAUGGUAAGUCUUGGGCAGCGCUACAGCAGCUACAGGGCAUACCAAAUAUUAUACCCAAUAGCACUGAAGAUGUGGACGUAUGCUUGGCAAACGUGAAGCAACUGAGUGGUGAUGUCAUUAAGGUCAUACCUGAUGUCAUGCUGGCAGCAAUGGAUCUAGCACUCACACAAUACCAACAGCUGAAGCCAUUGGUGUCUGGCAAUUCAACACAGCAGCAGCGAUUAAACGAGCUGCGUGAACGUGCCAAGGCAAUUGCCAAUAUGGCCGCUACCAUGCCGUAUUGUUCCACAAAUCAGCGCCUCUUGCAGCUUGAGCUCCAGAUGGAGUAAGAUGAAUAAAAUGGUAAUGCCA
Molecule: messenger RNA, 2580 nt
Organism: Drosophila hydei
Lineage: Eukaryota; Metazoa; Arthropoda; Insecta; Diptera; Drosophilidae
Gene: Nup93-2
Product: nuclear pore complex protein Nup93-1
Exons: 4
Coding region: 162-2558 (798 amino acids)
Biological process (GO): poly(A)+ mRNA export from nucleus; protein import into nucleus
Cellular component (GO): nuclear pore
Molecular function (GO): structural constituent of nuclear pore
Source: RefSeq, a predicted model, not a curated record